CCUCGUGGUGGAGACCAUGAUCAUCUCAGACCAGAUCAAAGCAGAGGACCGGGCCAAUGUGCUGAGAGCCCUGCUGCUCAAACACAGACUCCCUCAAACCAGUAUCCUAGCAGCUCUUCUGGACUUACCUGUAAAGUCAGAAUGGUAUCAACUUCAAAAACUAACAUCCCCUAUCUUGCAUGUUUCUCCUGAAAAGAAAGAGACAUUGCAGAAGAGGAUGUGGACAAUCCACCCCAAUGAUGAGAAAGAUGUGUUCUUCCCACGGAACCCCUCUGCCUCUAGCGUGGGUUCGGUGAUGGCCAGUCACCACCACAACCACAACCACACCACAGACACGUGUCUCCCCCCAGUGGGAGAGGAGAAAAUUGAACUGCAUGACACCAAAUCCCAGGGUUCAGAGGUAGGUUUAUAUUACAGUACUGUUUACACUGGCUUGUCAGUUCUUUUGAGACCAAAGAAGGUCUCUUUUUAGAAUGGAUUUAACAUUUAAGUUAUUGGAAAUCCUAUUUUAAUUUUUAUUUUG
Polyodon spathula (Mississippi paddlefish) is the source of this 523-nucleotide messenger RNA. Its product is annotated as anion exchange protein 3-like. The transcript is spliced from 3 exons. NCBI's taxonomy places the organism in Eukaryota, Metazoa, Chordata, Actinopteri, Acipenseriformes, Polyodontidae. Gene Ontology annotation, biological process: monoatomic anion transport. The record is from RefSeq and is a predicted model, not a curated record. The coding region runs from base 17 to 472 and encodes 151 amino acids. Gene Ontology annotation, molecular function: monoatomic anion transmembrane transporter activity. Gene Ontology annotation, cellular component: membrane.